AUGGCAGCUGCCGAUCUGAUGCUCAUUAUCACCGAUGUUAUACCGAACGGAGUUCAAUCUUAUUAUUCCCGGAGGUCUUUCCUGGACCUCACUCCUAUAUGUAGUGGUAUCGGGGUCCUGGUACGUGCAGCCAGGGACUGCUCUGUCUGGUUCACCAUCACUUUCUCCUUUGACCGAUUUGUGUCCAUUUGUUGUCAGAAGCUGAAGACAAAAUAUUGCACUGAGAAAACUGCAACUGUCGUUCUAGUAACAACAUGCACCCGAUUCUGUUUGAAAAACAUCCCCUUCUAUUUUUCAUAUGAGUCUAUGAGGCUAAUCAACAAUGUGCCAUUUUACUGUAAAACGAACUCAAGCUACUAUACUGAGACUUGGCGGGUGGCAUUAGAUUGGCUUGAUACAGUUUUAACCCCUUUACUGCCAUUUCCUUUAAUCCUGUUGCUCAAUGCUGUGACAGCCAGACACAUUUUAGUGAUCAGUCGAGUCCGGCAGAGGCUGAAGGGUGAGACCAAAGGAGAGAAUCGCAGCGACCAAGAGAUGGAGAGCAGAAAGAAAUCUGUGAUUUUACUCUUCACCAAACUGUCUGCAGCUCAGAUUGAGACAGAAUACACAUUGGAAAUGUCUUGUCCAAUUGAUGACGUCCUGAAAAUAUAUUACAUGAUUCUUGCUGUCAUUGGAGUUCCUGCUAAUUUACUGACAAUUGUGAUCCUAUCCCGCAGAAAGUGUGGCCUCUCAACAUGCACAACACGCUAUCUGGUGGCCAUGGCACUGGCGGAUCUCAUAGUCAUUAUGAUAAAUGCUGUACUGUGGCAUAUCAGCUUUUAUUAUUUCCCAGGGACAUUCCUGGAUAUUGCCCCUGUGUGUAGUCUCAAAACUGUACUGGCUUCUGCAACUACAGACUGUUCUGUCUGGUUCACUGUCGCUUUCUCCUUUGAUCGAUUUGUGGCCAUUUGUUGCCAGAAGCUGAAAAUGAAAUAUUGCACCGGGAAAACUGCAGCCUUGGUUCUCACAGUAACCUGCAUCCUGCUCUGUUUAAGAAACAUCCCAUACUACUUUACAUUUGAACCGUUGAUGAUAAUUGACAGUGUCCCGUGGCUCUGUACUGUGAAACCAAGCUAUUAUGCUGAUCCCGGAUGGGUGGGAUUUGAUUGGUUUGAUCGGAUUUUAACCCCUUUGCUCCCAUUCACUUUAAUUCUGUUAAUCAAUGCUCUGACAGUCCAACACAUUUUAGUAACUAUUCGAGUACGUAAAGGACUGAGAGGUCAGAGCAAUGCAAAGAAUUCUCGAGACCCAGAGAUGGAGAGUAGAAGGAAGUCUGUCAUUUUACUCUUCACCAUAUCGGGCAGCUUCAUUGUCUUGUGGUCAGUGUAUGUUAUCGAAUUCUUAUACUCUAAAAUUACAGGAACAAAUCCUGCAGAUUACACACUUUCUGAAUUUAUAUUUCAACAAAUUGGAUGGAUGCUGCUCAAUCUAAAUUGCAGCAUAAAUACCUUCAUUUAUGGGUUGACUCAGUCCAAAUUUCGAGAGCAGAUCGAGAAGAUGUUGAAAUAUCCUGUCACAGCAAGUAUUCGAUUAAUGAAGAAAUAA
Messenger RNA from Rhincodon typus (whale shark), 1584 nucleotides. RefSeq names its product probable G-protein coupled receptor 139. The transcript has 3 exons. Bases 1 to 1584 code for a protein of 527 amino acids. Gene Ontology annotation, biological process: G protein-coupled receptor signaling pathway. The record is from RefSeq and is a predicted model, not a curated record. Gene Ontology annotation, molecular function: G protein-coupled receptor activity. NCBI's taxonomy places the organism in Eukaryota, Metazoa, Chordata, Chondrichthyes, Orectolobiformes, Rhincodontidae. Gene Ontology annotation, cellular component: membrane.